GUUGAUGACUUAGCGCUGUUUCUGCUCAAAUUAAUCCGCAAAAACGUUGUUUGAAAAACCAAGACCGUGGAGUGUACACCAUUAACAUAACCACGUGACUUCAUAUCAAUCAUUAUAAAAUGUCGCCUUCACUCAUUGCCAGCUUCUUUGCACUAUUUCUAGGAUGUGGUGCCGCAAAGACUGAUUUCCGUUGUCCGGAAGAGUUUGGAUACUACGCUCACCCUACCGAGUGCAGUAACUAUUAUGUGUGUGUAUUUGGUGGACCCCUUUUAGAGAGUUGUACAGGAGGAUUAGUGUACAGCCAUGAUCUUCAAACCUGUGAUUGGCCCAGGAAUGUUGCUUGUAACUCCAACAGAAACUCGGUUCUCGACGAAUCCAUCGGGAUCGCUCUCGACUCUCAAAAGGAUGAAAAGUCGAAGAGUAACCGUACACCUCGUAAACAAAACAAUAACAAGCAAGAACAGGUUUUUAACCUACCCAAACCUAUCUCAAGGGAGACCGAAGGUGUUGGAGUAGAUGACGAGGAGGAAGAAGAAUUGUUAAGUCUCUCUCCUCAACCUAGUAUUGUUAGUACAGUUACACACGGAGCUAACAAUAGGAAUACAUUGAAAACUUCUCAGGAUAUGGAAGAGGAAGAGGAAAAGGAAGAGAAGGAGAUCGAGAGAAGAAUAGAAACUAUCCAAGAAGAAAUUCUUCGACAAACAAACUUUGGAGAUGUACUCUUCGGAUCCAGGACUCCAGCCAAGGAACCUCUACCCGGAGACCCUCCAGUAAACUCUAGUAGUUUAGAGAAAUCCCUGCUAGCUGGAUACCCCGGAGUUCCAACCGUCCUAGAUGAUUCUCAGGAUACGGAUCCUAUUGAUAGCUUCUAUUACGUGAACUGGGAGGAUCCUAUCUACGAUCAGUUCGACGACUACGGGGAGAGGCUGGACAAGGGUGAGGAGGCUGCAGGGGAGGAUGGAGAGGAGGAUAAAGGUGGACCUCAGGCUGGAUCGGUCUGGAUUGAUCACGAGAUCCCUCAAAGACCCAGUAAAACCCAUCCUCAAGGUCCGGAACCAGAAUCAUCGGCGUUACCAUGCAACGAACAGAGAUGCACUUUGCCAGACUGCAGGUGUGGAGGAUCGGAUAUACCGGGGAAUCUAUCAGUCAGGGAUACGCCUCAACUAGUUAUCCUGACAUUUGAUGAUUCGGUGAAUGAUCUGAACAAACAGCUCUACCAGGAUAUAUUCCACACUAGCAGGAAAAAUCCUAAUGGUUGCCCAAUCUCUGCAACCUUCUACGUGUCCCACGAAUGGACGGACUAUGGUCUGGUCCAGUCCUUGUACUCGGACGGACACGAGAUAGCUUCUCACAGUAUCUCCCACAGCUUUGGGGAGCAGUUCUCCAGGACUAAGUGGUUGAAGGAGAUGGCAGGACAGAGGGAGAUACUCUCAGGGUUUGCUGGAAUAAAGCUAGAGGAUGUUCGAGGGAUUCGAGCCCCAUUCCUUGCUAUAGGAGGGAACAAUAUGUUCUCAAUGCUGUAUGAUGCCAACUUUACAUAUGAUUCAAGUAUGCCAAUUUAUGAGAACAGACCUCCGUCCUAUCCCUACACCCUGGAUUACAAGAUAUCUCAUGAUUGUAUGAUACCACCUUGUCCUAACAAGGCAUAUCCAGGAGUAUGGGAGAUUCCACUUGUCAUGUGGAAUGAUCUAAAGGACAAUCCAGACACUACACUUACACCUCAAGUUUUUGUAGAACCCCCGGUAACAAUGUCCAAUUGUUUACCAAAGGUUCUACGCGUGUACUACAUGAUUAUGAAAAACUUCCAACGGCACUACAGUACAAAUAGAUCACCAUUUGGCCUAUCCUACCAUCCAGCCUGGUUUACUACUCCUCAUCAUAAAGAAGGGUUUGAUCUAUUCUUGGAUACAAUAAUAUCUAUGGAAGAUGUCUGGGUGGUGACAGCAUGGCAGGCGAUACAGUGGAUGAGAGAUCCUACACCGAUACAGAACAUUGAUACAUUUAAACCCUUCCAGUGUGUAUACAAGGAGAGACCGCCUAGAUGUGAGAAACCAAAAGUUUGCAACCUGUGGCAUAAAUCAGGAGUUAGGUAUAUGCGAACCUGCCAAGAGUGUCCUGAUAUCUACCCCUGGACCGGAAGGACAGGAAUUGCAAACAGUCGAGUUGAUCCGCUUUAAAAUCUCAAUCCGUCCCGGAAAAAUCUGAACCAGACUGAUUUCAAUAUUUUGUCUGUUCCCAUCUUCUAAGACAGUUUUUAUUGUUAUUUUGUACUCUGUUCAGAAUUGUUUCUCAGGACCUAAAACUGAAAUAAUAAAAUUCCUUUGGGUCCCUAAUAAUGUAAAAAAAUGUUAGGACCUAGCCAUGCAUCUCUAAACUAAAGGAAUAAAAAGUGCCAAUCAUUUUUUAAGCCCUCUGUUUUGUCAGACCCUAGGUUUUCAGUGAUUUGUCGAAUCUGAAAAAUGUGAAAAAAUCGAUUUAUCAUCUUGCUGACCAGACAUUCACUGUAUAAGGAUGAUUAAUAAUUUUUUAACAAGAAUUCUUAAUCGAUAAUUUUCACAAAAUUAAGAAAAUCUUUGGUUUUCAAGUCAAUAUUGUUUAUUUAUGUUAUCAUAUAUAUAUAUGUACAGGGUGGUCUUGUAUUUAUACCCCUUUUCUAGUCUUUUAUUUAAUUUUGUCACGUAUGGUUGUUUAUUAUGUUUUGUGUUUCUGUAUUAUAUAUUUGUACCUGUCAAAACUUAAAUAAAUUCUUAUUUUUUU
Eurytemora carolleeae is the source of this 2757-nucleotide messenger RNA. RefSeq lists its product as uncharacterized. The record is from RefSeq and is a predicted model, not a curated record. NCBI's taxonomy places the organism in Eukaryota, Metazoa, Arthropoda, Copepoda, Calanoida, Temoridae. The transcript has 20 exons. The coding region runs from base 120 to 2177 and encodes 685 amino acids. Gene Ontology annotation, biological process: carbohydrate metabolic process. Gene Ontology annotation, cellular component: extracellular region. Gene Ontology annotation, molecular function: hydrolase activity, acting on carbon-nitrogen (but not peptide) bonds; chitin binding.